Messenger RNA from Helianthus annuus (common sunflower), 510 nucleotides. RefSeq lists its product as uncharacterized. Bases 1 to 510 code for a protein of 169 amino acids. The transcript is spliced from 2 exons. NCBI's taxonomy places the organism in Eukaryota, Viridiplantae, Streptophyta, Magnoliopsida, Asterales, Asteraceae. The record is from RefSeq and is a predicted model, not a curated record.
AUGAAAUACUCGCAGUUUCGGUUGAUACAUAAAAAAGAAGCAAAUGAAGAUGAUGUGGAAUGGGCUUUCUGGAAUAAGUGGGUGCCACCAAAAGUCAACUUAUUUGUGUGGAGAGAUGCAAAAAAUCGCAUCCCGGCUAAAUAUGAAUUGGUACGAAGAGGGGUAGCUUUAGAAAAUGAAACGUGCUCGAGGUGUGGUGCAGAGGAGGAAUCAGUAGAACACUUGCUGUUUAAAUGCGUAAUAGCUCGUGCAACAUGGUGGGAUAUUAUGGUAUGGCUAAAAUUAAUGGAUCAACAAGAACUAACAACUGUGAAGAUACUUUUCGACGAGUGGAAGCAUUCAAAGGUUCGUUGGAAUUCGCGUGAAUUUAAUGAUUGCAAUUUGUCGGUAUCAAACACGGUGGAAGAAAUAAAGGAAAUCUCGUUUAUGUGGAUUAAAGAAAGAGCAAAGAUAGAAGAUCUAGUUUGGGAGAGAUGGAAAGAUUUUAAUGUUAGAGAUGUCAUAAAAUAA